Molecule: messenger RNA, 1024 nt
Organism: Aspergillus japonicus CBS 114.51
Lineage: Eukaryota; Fungi; Ascomycota; Eurotiomycetes; Eurotiales; Aspergillaceae
Product: F1F0 ATP synthase subunit 5
Exons: 4
Coding region: 99-788 (229 amino acids)
Biological process (GO): proton motive force-driven mitochondrial ATP synthesis
Cellular component (GO): membrane
Molecular function (GO): proton-transporting ATP synthase activity, rotational mechanism
Source: RefSeq, a predicted model, not a curated record
CCGCAAGUCAGUCUCCAUCGACGAACACCGACGUCUUCUCGCAUCUCCCUCCCCUCCACUCCCCCGGCUCGCCCAGGUCCUCCUUCCUACCGAUCACCAUGUUCUCCGUUCGCCUCGCCCGCGUCGGCCUCCGUGCCUCCGCCCAGCAGUUCACCGUGCCUCGCACUGCCGCUCUCAACGGUCUUCGCACCUAUGCCACCCCGGCCCAGGAGGUCAAGCCCCCGGUGUCUCUGUUCGGCGUUGACGGCACCUACGCUACUGCUCUGUACACCGCCUCGGCCAAGUCCGCCGCUCUGGAGCAGACCGCCAAGGCCCUGGGCAACCUGGGCCAGACCCUCAAGGCCGACCGCAAGCUGAUCGAGAUCCUCAACGCGCCGACCCUCUCCGUCUCCGACAAGCAGCAGAUCAUCGCCGAGCUGCAGAAGGUGGCCGGCGGCGCCGACAAGGCCGAGAUCAUCAAGAACUUCCUGGCCACCUUGGCCGAGAACAACCGCCUGGGUCUGCUGGAGGGUGUCUGCGAGAAGUUCGCGACCCUCAUGGGCGCCCACCGCGGUGAGGUCGAGCUGAACAUCACCAGUGCUCAGGAGCUCGACACCAAGACCCUCAACCGUCUCGAGCGGGCCGUCUCCAAGUCCGAGUUCAGCCAGGGCAAGAAGCUCAAGGUUGUCUCCAAGGUCAACCCCGACCUCCUCGGCGGCCUCGUCGUCGAAAUCGGCGACCGCACCAUCGACCUCAGCGUUUCCUCCAAGAUCGCUAAGCUCAACAAGGCCCUCACCGAUGCUCUGUAAAUUUUUUGCUUUUUUCCCAGCAAAAAAGAAAUUGACUUGUGUUGUGUGUUGAUGGAAGCGCAAAAAAAAAGCAAAAACCGUUGAAAGCUUUUGUGUCCCCAAAGAACGGUCUCUUCCAUCAGUAUAACUAUACUCCAUCGCCCUCCCACCCUUCAUCCAUACACCCCCAUUAUCUCACUUCCUUGAUCCGUCAUAUAAAUGUAUCCUAAACCUCAAUUACGCAAUUUUUCUUUGAA